CGUUGUUUAUACGAGAUGCAGGCGGAGGCGGACGCAGAGGCGGAGGUGGAGACGGAAGCUGAGGAAGUGUCUAACAAAUCGGAACGCUACUUCUGCUUCGACUGUCACAGCAUAUUUGAGACUCGGCAGAGCGCAGAGGACCAUAGCUGUCCCCAAGCUGAAGCAAACGGCGAAGCACGCGGCAAAAGCAACAACGCCAAGCUAGCCAAGACACAGACGCCAAUGCGMCGAAAGGUCGCAGCUGCCKCGACUUCCAGCAGCAGCAACAGCAGCGUCACAGUGUGCGACAUUUGCAAUACGAAAUUCAGCUCGGCCAAGUGUCUCAAGUUCCAUAUGCGCAUUCACAACAAACGCGCUCCCAAGUCCAUACAGGACGCUCUGCCCGUGGGCGCACAUCAGCAAUACAGCGAACUGGAUCAGUUCUACUGUGAGAUAUGCAACAAGAGCUUCGAGCAGAACCUGUUGACGGUGCACAAGCAAAUGCACCAGAGCCAGGAGCAGUUCUUGUGCGGCAUUUGCAAUCGCAAAUUUGAAAAUGCUACCAACUAUGAGGUGCAUUUGAAGAUUCACGAACGUGCGCUGAACAGCAACAGCAAUAGCAAYAGCAAUGCCAAUGCCAAUAAAAAGCCUGCCAAUGGAAAGAAGGAUAAACCAGGAUUUGCCUGUCAAUACUGUGAGCGUGUCUUCUCCCGGCCGUACGAGAAGGUGAAGCACGAGCGUGUCCAUACCGGCGAGAAGCCCUACAGYUGCGAGGUGUGCGGCAAGACCUUUCGCGUCUCCUACUCGCUCACGCUGCACCUGCGCACGCACACUAACAUACGGCCCUAUGUGUGCACCACUUGCAAUAAGCGAUUUAAAUCGUAUCAGGUCUAUUCGCAUCAUUUGCGCAUUCACAGCUCGGACCGCCUAUACGCCUGUGAUAGCUGCCCGAAGGCCUUUCGCACCUCGGUGCAGCUCUAUGCCCAUAAGAAUACGCACACGAAGCCGUAUCAGUGCGCCGUCUGCAAUCGGCCCUUUGCCUCGCUGUAUGCCGUCAAGGCGCACAUGUCCACCCACAGGACCAGCGACGCCAAGAGCGUCAGCAGUGCGGCCAUCAAGAGCCAGCAGCUGUCGAACAAAUAUUGGUGCGUUACUUGCGGCGCCGAGUAUGCGCGUCCCUUUGCCCUGCGUCUUCACAUGAAGGCCGCCCAUGGGCAUCCGGAUGAUGCGGACACACGAUUGGCCAAAGUGCCUGCUCCCGAAGAUGAGGACGACGACGAGGACAACGAUGAGGAGAUUGCUGUGCCGGACACCGAGACGGCCGUMCUCAUCGCAGCAGCWAAGGCCGAUUCAGCCUAUYUGGAUGCAGCCGCCAAUGAUGUGGACGUAAUGGGCGCUGUGCCCAAGUACGAAGAGUGCAUUGAGGUAUGCACGGAUGCGUUUGACGUGGAGACAUUUCACAGCGAAGAGAUCAUCACCGACUGGCUAAAGUGAAUGAAAAUAAUAAUAAUAAAUAUAUAUAUACAUAAAUAAUAAAGAA
This is a messenger RNA of Drosophila arizonae, 1519 nucleotides long. It is a transcript of the gene Opbp, whose product is annotated as Optix-binding protein. The record is from RefSeq and is a predicted model, not a curated record. Lineage: Eukaryota; Metazoa; Arthropoda; Insecta; Diptera; Drosophilidae. Gene Ontology annotation, cellular component: nucleus. Gene Ontology annotation, molecular function: DNA-binding transcription factor activity, RNA polymerase II-specific. Gene Ontology annotation, biological process: regulation of transcription by RNA polymerase II.